GUUCCUCGAGUUUAUUUCAACAGUCACUUGCCCAGGUCGUGCGAAAGCUCGCACUUCCCCUUCCGAUGUGUUUCCACCUGCCUCUCUGUAGCGUGCACCUUGGCAAGAAACAGAAUUCCAGAAUCAUCCGGGGAGUACAACUAAGGGGUAUGAAUCGUGUUUUUUAAAUGUUAAAAAGGAAAAUACGACUGAGGGUCGAUGAAAGUGACUUCCCUUCCCAACCGUCACCUGCUCUGCCCAGGCCCGGCGCGGCAGAGUGAGCGAACAACGGCGGAAGAGAAAAUGUUCCACCACGACCGCUCGCAGGACGAGCCGGCCCGCCAGGUCCGGAACUAGGCGGCUACGGGGCGUUGGCCCCUCCUCGUGACGUCACCACGUCGGGCGCGUGACAAACGUCUCUUUCGCACGGCAACAGGAACUAGGCUGGGUCUCGCGUCUGAUCCCAAAAGCCUCGCGAGGGUUGGGGCGGUGCUCUCCCGGAGGGCGUCACAGCGGCCGGGCGUGGGGUCCGGGUGCCGGGCUAGCGGCGGAGCUGGGAGAUGGCGUCCGGAGGGGUUCGCUGGCUGGCAUUGGCAUCCUUGCGAUCCGGAGCUUUCCGGAGCGGGCCGAGCUUGAGGAAAGAUGGUGGUGAUGUCUCCGCCGGAGGAGGUGGCGCAGGUCGGAGCCUGGUACCGUCGAGGUCAGUCAUCGUUACUCGCAGCGGCGCCAUUUUGCCCAAACCGGUGAAAAUGUCCUUCGGCCUUCUCCGUGUGUUCUCCAUCGUGAUCCCCUUUCUCUAUGUGGGGACGCUCAUUAGCAAGAACUUUGCUGCUCUACUUGAGGAGCACGACAUUUUUGUCCCAGAGGAUGACGACGACGAUGACUAACAGGACAUGGAGGAAGUCCAGAAAGGAGACAGCCCUGACUUAAUUAUGAUGUGGUGAUGCUCACAGCCUCUCCUCCUGCCCUGUCCGAAGGGCGCAGGGAAAGCCCUCAGCCUCCCAACUCCAGUGAAGCCUCCUGCAUCAUCUGUGACCGCAGCCCAGAUCCCCAGGCCCUGGGACAUUUCCACACAUGUGCUGUCCACUGAGCACAAUCAGCUUAUGAAUAAACACGUUAAACAUCA
Enhydra lutris kenyoni (northern sea otter) is the source of this 1105-nucleotide messenger RNA. RefSeq names its product single-pass membrane protein with aspartate rich tail 1. Gene Ontology annotation, cellular component: mitochondrial inner membrane; uniplex complex. NCBI's taxonomy places the organism in Eukaryota, Metazoa, Chordata, Mammalia, Carnivora, Mustelidae. The transcript has 3 exons. The record is from RefSeq and is a predicted model, not a curated record. The coding region runs from base 540 to 866 and encodes 108 amino acids. Gene Ontology annotation, biological process: mitochondrial calcium ion homeostasis; calcium import into the mitochondrion.